Messenger RNA from Chlamydomonas reinhardtii, 5229 nucleotides. RefSeq lists its product as uncharacterized. Gene Ontology annotation, molecular function: 3',5'-cyclic-nucleotide phosphodiesterase activity. The record is from RefSeq and is a predicted model, not a curated record. Gene Ontology annotation, biological process: signal transduction. Lineage: Eukaryota; Viridiplantae; Chlorophyta; Chlorophyceae; Chlamydomonadales; Chlamydomonadaceae. The coding region runs from base 524 to 4201 and encodes 1225 amino acids. The transcript is spliced from 22 exons.
CACGUCGCCAUGAACCACGAUUGCAAGGGGGGACAAUUGGCAUUCUGGGCGUGCAGGCCAUGGAGCAGGCCUUGGUUGGCCGGAUGUCGAUGCAAGCAUUCCCACGCUCAAGAGGUAGGUGGGGCGUGCUGGUGCAAAACAUAUCAUGGCAUCGUUUCAUAGCAUGAUGCUUGCAGGGCACGCCCCAUGGCUCGCUGGGCCUCUCGAACGACACGUCGUGAACUUUCAAGUUACAAGGUGAAUAAGACAGUAUGAACAGUUUGCGCUGUGACCUUUACAAAUGAAGGGAUGCAUUAGGUACUCCCCCAAGGCCAAAGCUAAGUCGUGCAGGCCUGCAGGGCACCAUCUCAGACGUGGCCCAUUACCUUGGCCCCGUUUCGGGUGCGUUUCGCUACCUGUCGCCUCCCUAACUUGAUGUCAAAGGACAGUUGCAUUGAGAAUAUAUUGUAACACGUACCCAUGGACACCAAAGUCGGGAGAGGUCCCUAGUCACACCGGCGUUUCCUGCAGAAAGGAAGCUAUUAUGGCAUUAAGGUUGAAAUGCCGCAGCUGUGUAGAAGGCGUGCGCCGAGGCCUCAAACAAUCGCGCCACGACGCGCAGGCUCUUGGAAGUCUAGUAUGGCAGUAUCCCAGCCUGGCAUGUGUACCGCUGCUCCUGUUAGCGGUGUUGUUGGCGGGAGGUAUCACCGCAGUCAUACACGUUAAGGACAGCGACGUCAGCGUGGCGAAGGAGCGAGCUGAGGCUGUGGCCAGGGAUGCAGCCUCAUGGUAUCAGGACCAGAUCGAGUACGCCAUUGGACCAGUGGAGAUCAUGGCUGCUGUCGUGAAGUUUGCACCCAUGUUCGAUGUGGUAGACAGCUGGUUUGGCCUGUUGUCGAAAGCCAUGCUCAAGACCUCCCAGGCCGCACCCGGAGCCAUCGAGGUGCUGCAGCUGGCGCCCAACGGCGUCAUCCGCCUCGCCUACCCGAUGGAGGGGCUCUUGCAGGGCGCGAUCGGACUGGACAUCUUCAAUUCGUCCCCGGCCAACGCCGAGGCCGCUCAGGCCGUCAUGCAGCGCGGCAACCUGCAAGUGCUGGGCCCCAUCCGCCAGCCCAACGGCUCCUACGGCCUGGUGGUGUCGAUGCCGAUCUGGAUUGAGGACGUGGACGCCAACGCCACAUUCGGCCUGACGGGCCCAGUGUUCACCGGUUGCGGGGCCCCGUGCGACUACAACGAAACGACGCGCACGAAGCCGUGGGGCCUGGCACAAGCCAUCGUGGACCUGCAGUCCAUCAGCAAUGCCCUGGAGACGUCCAAGCUGCAGGCCGUCGGCUACCGGUAUGAGGUGGAGGCGCUGCCGUCCACGUCAGCACAGGCGGCGGGCGCCGGCAGUCAGCAGGCGCAGGUGGUGGUGCGCAGCUCCGCGCUGCCCGAGGACCCCGUGGAGGCCUUCAUUGACCUGCCCGACGCCCAGUGGGUGGUCCGCGUGGCUCCAGCGAAGGGCUGGGAGCCGGACUGGUACGGCGGCCUGCUGGCGGCGGUGGUGGUGCUGGCGGUGGUCAUCUCGCUGCUGCUGUUCACGGCAAUGGUGUCGUGGCGCCGCCACCAGUUGCUGCUGGAGGCGCUGCUGCCCAAGGAGGUGAUCCGCGACCUGAAAGUGGACGACGCCGCAACACUGGGGGCGCGCAUCCAGCAAACAGACACGCCCGCAGACCUGCUCCUCAAGAUGAUGGGCGAGCUGCUGCAGGGCCGCGUGCCGGAGCUGCGCGACGUGGUGUUCAUCCGCACAGCCCUGCUGCGCAACGCGGACGUGUACCAGCCGCUCAACCUGCGGGGACAGCUCAAAGAAGCCAACUUCGACUCCGACGUGGUACAGGCGCUCAUCCGGCAGCUAGGCGACACGGGCGGCGCCGACGGGCAGUCGGUGUGCAGCGAGCCCAUGCUCGCCAGCGACGGCGGCGGCUUGAACUCCCGGCAGUUCGGCAGCAUCCCUGUCAGCACCGGCUGCGUCACCACGGAUGACCUGGCACAGCUCAACAGCCGCAGCCUGACGCCCAUGGCGGGCGGCGGCGGCGGCAUGCCGCAGCUCAGGCUGGAGACGCUGACGGGCGCGCUGUCGCUCCUGCUGUCGCCGCAGCUGCCGCUGAUGCCACAGCCGCAGCCAGCCCCGCCGCAGCCAGCAUUGGCGUACCCGAUCACAGCGGCUUCAGCGGCGCCUGCCGGCAGUGGGAACAUCCAGGCUCAGCUCAUAAGCGCCGCCGCACCCAGCGGUGCGCUGCAAAACGGCAAUGCGUUAAACCUGCCGCCAGUGCCCGUUCCCACCGAGCCCUUCCUCAUAGAGGCGGCGGACACGGGCGCUACGGCCGGCGACUGGACGGAGCACGUCGCGGCGCGUGGAGCGCUCGCGCCACACGUGAACGCCAACGGGGCGAGCACACCUACGGGCAUUGAGCGGUCGGCUACGGCCGGCGGUGCUGCUGGAGGCGGGCCAGUGGGUCUGAUGGCUCGCCUGGCAUCAGCCAUCCCGAUGAUGAGCAGUAGCAGCGCGCGAGAGCGCGACCGCGAGCGGGACCGGGACCGGGACCGCGAGCGGGACAGGGACAGGGAUGCCGCCGGCAGCACAGCCAGCGGGUCAGGGCCUGUUCCCAUGGCCGGCAGUAACUACAACAUUGCCAGCACGGGGGCCAACACGCCGCGCAGCCGGCUAGAGGCACUGGGGCUGCCGGCGCUGCGGACCGGUAGCAUGGACGGCGGACCCAACUCCACGUUGGACUGCCGCACCAGCCUUGCCGGAGCCACAUCGAUGCGGCUGGCCUCGAACCUGGGCCUCGGCGCCAGCGGUGUUGGCGGGUCGCGCAGUGGUGUGCAGCUGCAGCUGCACUCAUCCAAGGUCAUCCCUCUGGCGAAUUCGCCAGCACCACUGGGGGCAGCGGGUGCGGGCCUGGUUGGGUCUGCCCAUGGCAUGAUGCCGCCGCCGGCCUCCCUGCCGCCCGGGCCACCACCGCCCGUGAUCGAAGAGGUGGAGCGGCUGCUGGGGGACGCUGACAGCUGGGCGUUCGACACGUGGCGGCUGGCGGAGGCCACGCAGGGGCACGCGCUGUCGGCGCUGGCCUUCUACCUGAUGUACCGCGAGGGACUCAUCGCCAAGUUCAAGAUCAAGCCGGCGGUGCUGGCCCGGCUGCUGCGCGCGUUGGAAGCCGGGUACCCGGCGAACCCCUACCACAAUGCCACGCACGCGGCGGACGUGCUGCAGACGCUGCACGUGAUCCUCCACGGCGCGCAGCUGCACGUGCACUACCUGGACAAGCUCGGCCUGCUGGCCGCGUACUUUGCAGCGAUUGUGCACGACCACAACCACCCCGGCCUCACCAACGACUUCCUCAUCAGCACGCACGACCUGCUGGCCAUCCGUUACAACGACAAGAGCCCGCUGGAGAACCACCACGCCGCCUCCUGCUUCGGACUCAUGGCGCUUCAGCCGGAGCUUGACGCCCUGUCGACGCUGUCUAAAACGGAGCGGGGGACGUUUCGCAAGCAGGUUAUCGAGAUGGUGAUAGGGACAGACAUGAAGCAGCACUUCGCCAUUCUUGCCCACUUCAACACCGUGCACCGGUUGGCGAGCUACAGCGUGCAGACCGCCAAGCCGCAGGCGUCGGGAGGGUUGGAGGGCGCCGCCCGGACUGUCAGCAUCGGCGGGGCUCUGACAACGAACGCCCCAAGGCCGAUCGACGAGACGGAGCGUCUCUUGACGCUACAGGUCGCGCUGAAGGUUGCGGACAUAGGGCAUUUGGGCGAGGACCUGGAGGUGCACAAGCGCUGGCUGGGUGUUCUGGAGGAGGAGUUCUUCAAUCAAGGCGACCGCGAGCGAGCGCUGGGCAUCCCCAUCAGCCCGCUUUUUGACCGCAACAAGCAGGGCGUCAGCAAGAGCCAGGUCGGGUUCUACGACUUUGUGGGGCUGCCCCUGGUUCAUGCCGUGUCCAGUGCCUUCCCGGGUGCGCGGCCGCUCAUGAGCUGCUUUCUCGCCAACUACGACUAUUGGAAGUCCCGCGAAGCGCCCGCGCCGUCGCCAAAGCCUCAACAGCCGGUCGCGCGGUCCAGCGACGCAUCCGCGGGGAGCCAGGGGAGCAAGCACCCUCGGACCACGGUGCGGGAGGACCGGCCGCAGCCGGCGCCAUCCUUGGCACUGGCCAUGGGGUCCAACGACGGCGCAUUCGACAUUUGACCUGCAUAACAGUGACGAUCACUGCCCUUGUGUGGGCCCACGCGCCUUGGGCUUGGAGAUGCAGCUGCCAUUUCCCUCCCUCAGUGCACGUGACUUGCAGCAUGGAUAAGCAUACGAAUUUUGGCAAUGCAAGCGCACGCUCCAUACCCAUGAAUGUAGCAUUGCCCGUGGCCAGCAGAUGUGGGCGCACACGGGCUUGAGUUGUUACGUUCUCUGCAGAUUCCCAGGAGGAUGUAGCGUGAGCACGUUUGUAAUGGCCAAGUGCCGGGCCCUCUAGAGGCACUGGGCCUGGAUCGCAUACCUCACUGUGUACGUAGAAAUACUGGUGGAUAUUGUCGGAUGUGCAUGCGGGCCCCAAACGUAGAGGCUGCUGGAAAAGCGUAAUCAGUCCCAAUCGUGUCGUGUUGAGAACAGUGUUACAUUGAAAGACAGCUCGCGGUUUAAAGUCUUUGGUGGGCUGGGUACAACAUCGGCGUGAGCUCAAUGCGGGGAGGGAUAAGCACAUGCGUUCAGUGCGCAAUGGGAUGCAUGCUUGCUUGUGUAUGUGAUAUGUAUUGAAGGUUGGUGGUGGUUUUGCAGUGGUGAUGAGUACUGGGUUGAUGUGAAUGGUGAGCUGGUUUGUUGUCAAGGCUGAGCGUACAUUAGGUUACAGUGAUUAGGGAAAUUGUAGGCGUGCCGCGGGGGUGCAAGAAGCAUGGAGUUUGUGUAGGACGUAUUCCUCUCCCGGAUGCAUUAUUCUAUGCAUGCGGCUGCGCAUGCCUAGUAGCGCACAUGGCUGGCAGGAGGUGGGGAUCUGAAUUUGAUGGCUGCCUGGAGUGACAAUAGCGAUGUCGCUCGUCGCAGCAGCGACAGUUGCGGAGCUGGCGCAUACCGUAGCUAGCUAGCCGAAGCGCAAGGAGUAGCAUGCAAGCAGGCUUAUUGCUCGUGGCAGCCUCACGGCUGGCUGCUGGGUGGCACUCCUCAUGCAUGAGCCCGCACCCGCCCAGGGUGCGUGACCUGCCUGCUUGUACAUCAUGAAUGUUGUUACA